Loa loa (African eye worm) is the source of this 414-nucleotide messenger RNA. RefSeq lists its product as hypothetical. The transcript has 3 exons. The record is from RefSeq and is a predicted model, not a curated record. The coding region runs from base 1 to 414 and encodes 137 amino acids. Lineage: Eukaryota; Metazoa; Nematoda; Chromadorea; Rhabditida; Onchocercidae.
AUGUGCCAUUGUCAUCGGUUGGUAUUGCAGCGUUGUGCAAUUGUCAUCGGUUGGUACUGCAGCGUUGUGCAAUUGUCAUCGGUUGGUACUGCAGCGUUGUGCAAUUGUCAUCGGUUGGUAUUGCAGCGUUGUGCAAUUGUCAUCGGUUGGGAGCUUAACAUGAUGGGCCUUACGAGCAUUGACAGGGUACAUGAUGCCUGGAUGCAACUAUGCCUGGCAUUCACACUCAAUGCGGAUGGGUAUCGGUUGCUUUUAUCGCUUCUCAAAGCAACUCAAACAUCAACCCAGCAGAAAUCAGCAACCUCAUCAACUCGGAUGCGAGCCUGCGAUGUCUCGGACGGAGUUUUUUAUCGUUGGCGUUUUCUGUUUCCAAGGAAGAAGCUUUACCGUGAGGAUUGCGUUCCAGGAGACUAA